Messenger RNA from Exophiala mesophila, 4862 nucleotides. RefSeq lists its product as uncharacterized. The record is from RefSeq and is a predicted model, not a curated record. The transcript is spliced from 2 exons. The coding region runs from base 447 to 2657 and encodes 736 amino acids. Gene Ontology annotation, biological process: transmembrane transport; fungal-type cell wall biogenesis. Lineage: Eukaryota; Fungi; Ascomycota; Eurotiomycetes; Chaetothyriales; Herpotrichiellaceae.
GUAUCUCUCGUUCCAGCCCCGUCCGUCACCACUUCCUGUCCAGCUUCACCCUAACCAAGGCACUGGGAUCGUGCCGACUUCGACCUUUCACUCGCUUUCAACAUUCGUUAUUCUCCUGCACAUCCACUGACGGCGGCCAUAUCGCCCUCUCUUUGUUCUUUGACGUCGUCUCGUUCGUCGAGCAUCACCAUCGCUUCGAAAUCCCUCGCCUUUUCCCUUUUGUUCGCCUGCUCAUAACUCACCACCAUCACGUCCAAAGUCGAUGCCUACAACACUUUGAGCCACAUAAAAUCUCGGCCGAUCAGAUCUGAAUAUACCCUCAUAACUUUCUCCUACCCUCACUCGACCACCAUCACUCUGGUUGGCUCUCGACUUCGAUAACACCAUCCCUUGACGGGACAACCCUAUCCGCCUUCUACCCAUUAUCUCGAGCAACCACCACCAAAAUGAAGGUGCCCUCAUCCUUCUCAUCCUUCGUCUCCCUUCUCGCCGUCCUCUCUCUCCCUUUAUUGAGCGCUGCCGAAGAUGUAAUUGUGUCCAACUCCCUAAAUUCAUGCCAAAAGGGUUCCAAAUUCACAGCGUCUCUGUUCCAAGUUGCCUACACUCCUGGAAACGGCAGCAUUGGCCUCAACAUCAAGGGUGUGUCUACCAUCGUCGGCAAUGUCGUUGCUCACGUCGAAGCAUUUGCCUAUGGUUUCACCAUCGUCAAUCUCACCGUGAACCCCUGUGACAUGGAUUUGCCCGGUUUCUGUCCAAUGAGAUCUGGUGAUCUUACGAUUCUCACAAACUUCGACGUCGGUGAUCUUGGAGAUCAGGUCCCAGGAGCUGCGUAUCUCGUACCAGACCUUGAUGGCCUUGUUCGUGCUACGAUCAUCUCCUCCGACACCAACGAGGUCCUUGCUUGCUUGGAGGCUUCUUUAUCCAACACAAAGAGCGUGUAUCAUGCAGCUGUGGGGUGGGCCACUGCCAUCAUCGCAGGUUUAGGCCUGGUUGCAGCUGGCAUCACUUCUGGUCUAGGCCACCCCAACACUGCCGCUCACGUUGCUGCCAACGCCGUCUCUCUAUUUGGCUUCUUCCAGGCUCAGGCUGUCAUCGGCAUGACCUCAGUUGCAAUGCCUCCAAUUGUCCAGUCCUGGACUCAAAACUUCCAGUGGAGCAUGGGAAUCAUUAGAGUCGGCUUUCUUCAGUCGAUUGCAACCUGGUAUCAACGUGCCACCGGUGGCACUCCCACCACAUAUCUGUCUACUUUGAGCCAUUACUCUGUGCAAGUCCAGAAGCGUGCCCUCACGCGGUCUCUCGAUAGCAUGGUGGACUAUGCCACACAAGGACUACGCAACUACGUCAAACGCGCAGAGACUGCUGCUGAUAACGUCAAAGUCGUCCGCGGAAUUGAUAGAGUCGGGUUCAGAGCCGGCAUUGAGCAAACCAACAUUUUCAUGACCGGUCUCAUUUUCUUCAUCUUCAUUCUUUUCUUGGCUGCUAUUCUGGUCGCUCUCACAAAAGUCAUCCUCGAUGGCUGCGCCAGAGCCGGCUGGAUGAAGCAGGACAGGUUCUCUGAGUUCCGAAAUGGAUGGAAAAUCGUCAUCAAGGGCAUCUUGUUCCGAUUGGUCCUUCUCGGCUUUGUCCAAAUGUCGAUUCUUUGCUUGUGGCAGCUUGUUGAGCGCGAUUCCGCCGCUGAGGUCGUUCUGGCCCUGGUCGUCUUCUUGUCAAUGGCCGGCGCCCUGGGGUGGGCCUCGUGGAAAGUCGUCUCCCUCGCAAAGAAAUCCGUGGAGAUGCACAAGAACCCUGCCUACAUUCUGUACUCAGAUCCUGAAUGUCUCAACAAGUGGGGUUUCCUCUACGUUCAAUAUCGUGCCACCUCAUACUACUUCGUCAUCCCUCUUCUCGGCUACAUCCUGGUCAAGGCCAUCUUCAUCGCCUUUGCUCAGGCCUCACCCAUUGCCCAGGCUAUUGGCCUUCUUGUCGUCGAAGCCGUCGCACUGAUCGCCGUCAGCAUUCUCAAGCCUUAUAUGGACAAGAAGACGAACAUCUUCAACAUCUCUAUCGCCGCCGUCAACUUCUUCAACACCAUCCUGCUGCUGUUCUUCUCUGAUGUCUUUGGUACUCCUCGCAUGGUGCCAAGUAUCAUGGGUGUUAUUUUCGCCCUGGUCAAUGUCAUCUUUGCUAUCGUCCUGCUGAUUCUGGUCCUGAUCGCGUCCAUUUACGCCAUCGUCUCCAAGAACCCAGAGGUUCGAUAUCAACCCAUGCGUGACGAUCGAGGCAGUUUCAUCAAGUCUCAAACCGCUCUCACCACCGAACUCGAUGCUCUUGGCGCAACCGCCAGAGGCGAUGGACAAGAGACAUACACCAACGACAAGAAGAUUUAUGAUGAGACUGACUCCUUCUCCAGCGGAUCAUUGAAGCAACAACCAGCUGUUUCUCAGCAGCCCAUGUCUCAGAUGUACCCUAGUGAGGAUACUGGCAGACGUGGCCCUCAGCAAGGCUACAACAACCCUUCAUAUACGUACGCCCCCCAACAACAGUACGAUCGAAGCACCAGCAGCCUCGGAGACAACUAUGGUCCACCUCGAUCUGCACACUCGGGACAUCCCCAGCAAGGAGGAUAUCGGUCACAAAACAAUUCCAGCCCUUGGCAACGAGGUGCCGGGUACGAUUGACCACACUCGGGAGAAACACCAGAUGGUGGAGAGACCAACACCGCACGAGAGCGCCGAGGACGGACGGAGAUGAGUGAGAAGCAAGAAAGUGGAUAUUGGGAUCGAGAAUGGUGGAGAGACUACAACCAGGAGAAUGGACACAACCCUUACCGUCCCAAUUAAGAAGGUGCAGUCAUCCGGCAAUCAACUCUCAAGGUGUUGCGACAUUUGACGAGAACAUGAAGAUUUAUUGCAUGCUAUUUUGCAUUGUCCUGGGACUAUAUACUUUGAGUCGGCCGAGGGCUACAUCGGAAGAUGAGACGGACCAGACUUCUGUAUACACCAAUUCCUCGGGGUCUCUGGCAUUGAUUUUUGCAGGUGGUCCAGCCUUGCUACCAUGCAUGGACGUGGCGUUUCAAUGGGUCUCGUACUUUCCCACAGGUGUGACAGUACAAGUGUACGUUUACCUAAUGUAAGAGCUACGGCCCAAGUCUGCUUCUAGGUUAUAGAAGAUAAAUUUCAGCAAGAUUGCUUUGGUGUUGAUCACUCAUUGUGCCCUUUGCAGGUCAUGACUUCUGUGCAAUUACCUCGAGGUUGGUUCAACGUGCUACUGUAAUAUUGUGGCUUAAGUAUCAGGGGCCUGGCCCAUCAUCCUUCAAGCUGUGAUCCCUCUAUACCAAAGGAUUGGCCUUGUCAACUUUCAACCUUGGGAGCAUUCCCAAGUCACCCAUCUCGGAAUACAUGUGGAACAGGCACUAAGGAGGAUGAUUAGCUGGUGUGUCACAACACAACGCGAAUCCUGUGGGAUCUAGCGUCAAAAAGAACUCACUUCAAUGCUGUCCACGAAGCCCGUCCAUCCUAGACGUCUGGCUUUGUUCAUAUUGAGGCUGAGUAGCUGCAUCAAAGCAGCAUCCCCAAAGGAGAAAUUGGCGACGGUAUCUUCAAAUGGAUUGUCUACCAAUUGGCCUCCCGAGGAAGCCAUAAUUUCUUCCCAUGCCUUCUUAUUCUCCGGCUGUGAAGCCCACUCCACCAAGCUAAAUCGCACACGGAGUUCUGUGGGGGGUCCAUAUCUAUCGAUUUCCAACGUCAAAGGUCAGUCAUGGUCUGGCUCUUCAAGGGCAAAUGUCAAACAACAAAACAACUUACCCCAUGGGAGUAUCCUUGCCGGCCUUGCCCUUGAUGAUUUGGAAUUUGCUGAGAUCCUCUUCGGGAAGAACAAUGCCCUUUUCAACGCCGAACCACCGGACCAAUUCAUGGAAGAAGCGGUCCCAGGUCACUGGUCCGGUGUCUUGAGAGUUGAACCUCUCGUUUUGGCACUUGUCCUCCAGCACGAUCCACUCAGAUAGAUAGCCCGUCAACAUGGCAGAUGAAUGGUGCUGCUCAAAGGUCCAAGUGUUGAAAUCGCCGGCGAAAUGGAGCGGCUCACCCUUUUGAGCUUGCACAGCGGCAUAGUAUGCAUAAGGGAGGAUGGCAUUCAUCUGAGCGUUGUUGACGGCACCCAGGAUCCAUGCCGGCAUCACGACAUUCCACUUUGUGUUGUGAGCCUUGCACCAUUCAAAGAGCAAUUUCUCCUGGAAAUAGUAGAAGUUCGGCUCGAGGUGGGAUGGUUGCGGGUCAGACUCAAUCGCGGGAGCGCGGGCUCUGCCAAUGUGAAUGCCAUAGUUUUUGGCCCCGGUUUGUAGCAGGAAGCGCUUGGGGAUGAUAUUGGAAAUGGUUAGGGCCUUUAAGAAGUUAUCCAACAAGGCACUGUUGACCUUGACGAGUUCGUCGACGUUGGACCACACGGCGGCUCCCGGUGGGGGCUUCGGUUGAAGAUACGAGUAGAAGAAAAUAUAGUCGGCUUUGAUGCCAGCCCCAGACAUGGCAUCGGCAAGCUUUUGAGGGUCCUCGAGGAAGUCGGCCGCCACGUGUUGGACUCGAGAUCGUUGAUCCUCGGUCAGGAGAGCCAUCAUCGACUUGGGAGGUGGACGUCGCGACAAUGCAUAGACCUUGGACCACCGUUUGGGGCUCUCGAGGAGCACCCGCAUGGUGUGAAAGCCAGAGAUGCCAUUUGCGCCAGUCACGAUGGCCGUCAACCCUGUGAUGGAGGGAUCAAAGGUGGGAAGGUUAUGGUAAAUACCUUUUUGUUGCACUGGAUAGGCUGCCGAACCCAUGAUUGGAUGUAUAUAGACCGACACGGACACGACGAGGACUUGAUUAAGAAACUACACUCUAGAAAUGUUUGAG